ACUCCUGGGCACCCGGGGAAGUGGAAGCGCCGGGCCCUGCUGCUGGGGGGAGAGCCACAGACGCCGGGACCGGGACCGCCGCCGACGCCGCCACCAUGAGUGACCAGCAGCUGGAUUGUGCCUUGGACUUAAUGAGGCGCCUGCCUCCACAGCAAAUCGAGAAGAACCUCAGCGACCUGAUCGACCUGGUCCCCAGUCUAUGUGAAGAUCUCCUGUCUUCUGUUGACCAGCCACUGAAAAUCGCCAGAGACAAAGUGGUGGGAAAGGAUUACCUUUUGUGUGACUACAACAGAGACGGGGACUCGUAUAGGUCACCAUGGAGUAACAAGUAUGACCCUCCUUUGGAAGACGGGGCCAUGCCUUCUGCUCGACUGAGAAAGCUGGAGGUGGAAGCCAACAACGCAUUUGACCAGUAUCGAGACCUGUAUUUUGAAGGCGGCGUGUCAUCUGUCUACCUCUGGGAUCUGGAUCAUGGCUUUGCUGGAGUGAUCCUCAUAAAGAAGGCUGGAGACGGAUCAAAGAAGAUCAAAGGCUGCUGGGAUUCCAUCCACGUGGUGGAAGUGCAGGAGAAAUCCAGUGGCCGCACCGCCCAUUACAAGCUGACCUCCACAGUGAUGCUGUGGCUGCAAACCAACAAAUCCGGCUCUGGCACCAUGAACCUCGGAGGCAGCCUUACCAGACAGAUGGAGAAAGAUGAAACUGUGAGCGACAGCUCUCCACACAUAGCCAAUAUCGGGCGCCUGGUAGAGGACAUGGAAAAUAAAAUCAGAAGUACGCUGAACGAGAUCUACUUUGGAAAAACAAAGGACAUCGUCAAUGGGCUGAGAUCUGUUGACGUUAUCCCUGACAACCCCAAGUUUCAGCAGCUGCAGAGGGAGCUUUCCCAAGUGCUGACCCAGCGCCAGAUCCACAUCCAGCCUGAUAAUUAGGCCGAUCCAGGUCUGUGCAGACUUUUGCAGACAAAUCAAAACAAGAAGCUCUUAAGAACGACCUGGUGGAGGCUUUGAAGAGAAAGCAGCAAUGUUAAACCUCUGCUUCACGCUGAUCGGACAUGCCAUGCACUCAUUAGAUUCCUUUCUUAGAAAACUUGUUUUCUGCUCCCUUCCCUCGUCCCUUCCCUCCCAACAGGUCACACAACUUGCUUCAUCGACCUGCACAGCGCCAUUUCUCCCUGAGAAUAAAGCCGCUAACACCCUUCUCCGUCUCCACAGCCUGCUUCCCACCACGUUUCGCUGUCAAAACUCACUGUUUCCAUAGAGACCGUGUGUGUUUUGUUUGCCCCAGCUCCCUGUCCCCCACCCCACCAUUUAUAGGCAUAAAAUACACUGUCUGUCUGCCUCCCCUUCCCUCCCACCUUUUUGUUACAUUGGUGUAAAAAAUGUAAAACAAAAAAAUUUUAUGAAAUAACUGGUGUGUGAAAGAUAGAAGAAAAACUGGAAAUCUGAUUCCACGUGUGUUUGGGAGUUGCUUGGGGUUGGGGGUGGGGCAGGGGACCGCUCGGGGAGAAAAGAGAGGUGGCCCUCAGCAUUGCCCUGCACAGAUUGGCCCUGUCCCACGGAGACCACAUUGCGGGGGGGUGGGGCCUGCUGACCGUUCUGCUCUUCUGGCCAGGUGCUUUUCUGUCAAUUUUUAUGGAAUGCAAAAGGAGUUUUUUGUUUUAUUUUGUUUUUUUUGUAAAGCUUAAAAAAAAAUCUACAUCUUAUACUUGAGCUUCCAUACUUAAAAAAAAAAAAGAAAAAAAGAACAAAAAAAUAAAUAAAAAGAAACUGGGACGC
Rhinolophus ferrumequinum (greater horseshoe bat) is the source of this 1775-nucleotide messenger RNA. It is a transcript of the gene CAPZB, whose product is annotated as capping actin protein of muscle Z-line subunit beta. Bases 96 to 929 code for a protein of 277 amino acids. The record is from RefSeq and is a predicted model, not a curated record. NCBI's taxonomy places the organism in Eukaryota, Metazoa, Chordata, Mammalia, Chiroptera, Rhinolophidae. Gene Ontology annotation, cellular component: cytoplasm; F-actin capping protein complex. The transcript has 10 exons. Gene Ontology annotation, molecular function: actin filament binding. Gene Ontology annotation, biological process: barbed-end actin filament capping; cell morphogenesis; actin cytoskeleton organization.